AUGACAGAACCUCAUUCAGUGGAAGGUCUUGAAAUGGCAGAGCACAAGGCUUCAGAAUCCCAAUCUAGACCUCAAGAAGCUUCAACUUCAGUCAAAAUUGAAGGACCAAUGAGUUUGGACUCGGCACAAGCACCAACCGGCUUCUCAUCGUUCUUGAUCUUCAUCAGCAAGCUCUUGACCUGGGUCUUGUUUCCUUUUACUGUUUUCUUCAGCGUCAAGGUGAGUACUAACUGGUCUACUUAUAACCUAAUGUAGAGCUUUGAUCUACUAGCAGUUUUUUGUUUUUUAUAUUAUCUAUUUUUUAUUUUAGCAUAUUAAUCACCAAAAAUUCAUUUAAAACGUCUAAUGUUUGCACUUUUAAUGGUUUCCUCAAUUUUUAAAUUUAAUAUUUUAGAUUGUUCAACAGUACGAACGUGCUGUGAUUUUCCGUCUAGGACGACUGUUGGAAGGCGGAGAGAAAGGUCCUGGACUGUUCUUUAUUUACCCAUGCAUUGACACCUAUGUUAAGGUUGAUCUUCGUGUUGUUUCAUUCUCCGUUCCUCCACAAGAAGUAAGUGAUUGAGCUUUGAAGAACGGUUAAAAGCCCUAGUAUUGACCAAGCUUAACAUUCAAUUAUAGUUUCAUCGUAGUACGCAUUUUUAAAACUAUUAACUAAGCUGUGCUUAUCUCGCUACUAUAACUUCAGAUUCUGUCCAAAGACUCGGUUACCGUCAACGUAGACGCCGUAGUCUAUUUCCGUAUCUGCAACACCAUCGCCUCCAUUGUUAACAUUGAGAACGCGAAUGGAUCUACUCGUCUACUAGCUCAAACAACACUCCGAAAUGUCCUGGGUACCAAAACAUUGGCCGAAAUGCUGAGCCAUCGUGAACAAAUCUCGGCCGAGAUGCAAAGAACCCUUGAUGAGGCUACAGAACACUGGGGCGUGAAGGUCGAGAGAGUUGAGGUUAAAGACAUCAGACUGCCACAUUCCAUGCAAAGAGCCAUGGCUGCUGAAGCCGAAGCCAACCGUGAAGCAAAGGCUAAAGUUAUCGCCGCUGAUGGUGAACGAUUGGCUUCUGAAUCGUUGAGAACUGCGGCUACUGUGUUGUCCGAGACUCCAGCUGCUUUGCAAUUGAGAUAUCUGCAAACUUUGAACACUAUUAGGUAAGGAAAGAAACAGGAUUUUUUAAAUGUUUAUAUUGUUGUAGGUAUUGAUAUAACUUAAAAAUUGCUUUUUUGGGCUCUCAAAUGUUUAAAAAUUUCUAUAUUUUACAUCAAAAAUGUAAUAUAAGUCAAUACGUACCUUAUCUGACCUUAUAUAAUUAAUGUUGUUUCUAAAAAAUCUCUACUUUCAGUGCCGAACACAACUCGACCAUCAUCUUCCCUCUCCCAAUGGAACUUCUGGGUGGUUUCAUGAGCCGUAGUCAACCUCAACCUCUAGUACAAUCCCCUGGCUUCAUUCAGAAUCCUCCUGGAUACGAAGCCUUGCCUCAACAAAGUGAGCCUUCUGUAGAAUACCGGUCGAUUCAUUCGCGACACAGUCGAAGCGGUGAAGCCACACAACCGACCGAUCUAUUCUCUGCCAACGCUUAAACACUACAACAGUACUAUACAUUACACUAUAAGAGUACUAUACACUUCAUUACGAUGUACAGGAUAUUAUGCUGUAGCCUAAUAUGUAGUAUCAAACUAUUUUUUAUAUUGUAGUUGACCUACAUGCCUUAUAAUUAUCCGUUUAUGCAAAUUUAGCAUAACACAUUGGAUUCCAGGUACAUUAACAUAUGUAAAUGGUCGUUGUGCUUGUGAUAAUGUAUAGUGUUGUGUAGUAAUGUAGAUGAACGACGGUGCACCGGCGGUGUAGUUGUUGAGCGUUUGGUAUUGGAUAGUUCGUUGUUUGGUGGUUUGGCUUCACGUUUCAAAUUAUUUUGUGUUUCUUUUAUACUUUUUGUUAUCAUAAGGAUUAAUAAUUUUAUUUUCAGUGUAA
Messenger RNA from Bursaphelenchus okinawaensis, 1963 nucleotides. The record is from the annotation of a GenBank genome assembly. Lineage: Eukaryota; Metazoa; Nematoda; Chromadorea; Rhabditida; Aphelenchoididae.